AUGUCUGGGUCGCUCUCUCCUACAAACUCCCUGGACCGGGAAAUACUGUCUUGCCGAAGCCUCAAUGAUGCCAUUGAAGCCAUUUCCAACCCAGCACGAUGCAGUCAAGUACAAACUACUGCAUAUUUGCUCGGGGCCAGACAAGAACUCCCCGAGUUCUUUGAUGAGGAUGUUGCAGAUGCUCAUGCCGAUAUUUGUGGUUCAACAUACAUUGUCCGUAUUCCCCAGCAUACAACUGAUCCUGACAUUGCAACCGUGUAUGUUGAUGUGGGGUUUGCCGAAAAUACCCUUCCCUCCGACGUGUUUGACUGCAUCCAUGCUUACAUGGAUAUCUCACCAGAGGACAGUGAACUUGGUUGGCAACUGUCGACUGACCGCCGUUCAGAUCCACCAGCUCAUUUGAAGACAUCUUUUGACCUCAAAAAUGCAUUCCAAUCAGCAAGAGCAAAGCGCUACUCAGGUAGGAAGGAGAAGCACGUGAAAAUAGAGAUAUUAAACCUUAAAUCUAUUUCAAAGAUUGUCAGCGCCAAGCAAGGUGGCAAAAACAGCCAUCUUUCCAAUGUUUCAGCUCAACCAAUCACCUCUCCAAGUCCAACCGUUCACAACUACAUCCAUCUCAGGGGCAAGGCAGCUGAUCAGAAUCAAUUGCUGCAUGCUGGAAUCAAAUGUCUGCAUGACAUAUACCUCAAGAUGGACAAUGAGUCAGAUGAUGAGCCGCAACUCCCCAUUUGCAACGUCCUUGAUAUUAUUGAUCCUCUCUUUCCUGCGAUGGACUUCCAUUGGUAUCUAGGCGCUUUGCACCGCCAAGGCAUCGCGUAUCUAGCUAGUGCAGUCAAUUUUGACUGCAAUUUUUACGUCAACAAGAUGAGGAUGAAGAAUGAUCGGGCUGUGGCGAGGCAAAAAGCAAAGGGUAAAAAGUUUAAGCUUCCCAGUGAAAACCCACUAUGUGUCUCUUCAUACCACCAUCAUCAUUCAAAGGAUUACCUGCAACAUAGGAAUGGUGGAUAUAUGCGCACGCCAAGUGUCAGCACUCCCUCCGAAACUCAAAUUCAGCAACUUCAGGAACGGCUCGCAGCAUAUGAAUCGCAACACAUCAAGUUCGAAGAUGAGGAUGACAUGGACAUCAAGCCCAAUGUUGAGAAGUCGAAGGGUAAAAAAUGCGAAUGCAGUAUGGAUGACACUGGUGAUUCGGAACUCUCUGUUCUUCAAGUGCAUGAUCUCGUCUUUUACAUUGCGUACUCGACGCUGAUGGUGCUCUGGCCACGUCUUGCUCUCAGUCUUGCUCUGGCCGCAUCCCGCUCUCAGAAAGUGCGUGUUCUUGUCUUUUGGCCUGCUUACCCCACGCUGAUGGUGCUCUGGCUGCGUCCUGCUCUCAGUAACGUACUCGAUGCUGAUGGUGCUCUGGCCGUGUCCCGCUCUCAUGCUCUGGCCAUGACAUGCUCUCAGAUGUGUUCCCCCAUCUUUCGUGCUCUACCAUCCAUGUCACUCAGCACUGAGCUUCCACCAUCUAUCAUCAAUGGAUUCAUGCGCACAUUGUUUCCUGGGCUCUUCACAGUGACCCGCAGGGAAACCCGUACCCGCACUGCGAGUACGGGUGCAGGUGAGAAAGAAACAUAUCACACCUGUUCUCAUCAUGCCACGCCAUAG
Messenger RNA from Suillus plorans, 1647 nucleotides. RefSeq lists its product as uncharacterized. Lineage: Eukaryota; Fungi; Basidiomycota; Agaricomycetes; Boletales; Suillaceae. Bases 1 to 1647 code for a protein of 548 amino acids. The transcript has 15 exons. The record is from RefSeq and is a predicted model, not a curated record.